GUAAUACCAUGACCAUUAACCACACAACCAGCAGCAGCUUGGAAACACAUGCUGCAAAACCACCACCAUCAGACUGAUCAACACAGUGCCAAACCCCAAAUAGUGCCAAAGCCCACGCCUCAUACGGGAAUUCUUUUUUUAAAACAGCAGCCCUCGUCAAAAGGAGGUCUCUACUCUUUCUUCUCUGCGUGUUUUGGUUAGUCAACUGCUAGCUACCAGUGAUAGAUAAGUACAUACAGCCAGAGGAAGCAGUCAUACAACGCCUUAAAGAGAUUUUUGGUUGUCCCUUCUCCUCCUUCUCAAAACAGGGAAUACUACUUAUCCUACUCUCUAACCUCCACUAUGGUGUGGGUGUUUCUUCGUACUCGUCGUUCCACAAGACAGUAGGGGACUCCGUGGAGAUCCCUGCAGGCUUAGAGGGGCAAAAUGUCACCAUAAUGCAGUGGAAAUACAGAGGAAAGGAUAUUGUAGAAUUCAACUCAGAAGUUGUAUAUUCACGAGGAUCCCAGUUUGAUGGGAGACUAGAGUUGAAUGUCAUUAACUUCAGUUUAACAAUUAGGAAACUUACUCUGCAAGACUCAGGGGAAUUUCUAGUUACUGCUGAAACAGACGAGCAGAUUCCCACUAAGGCUGUCACUCUUCAGGUUCACGAGCCUAUAUCGAAGAUGGUGAUCCAGACAGACAUCAAGCUAUUGGCCAACCACUCCUGUACGGUACGGCUGGUGUGCAACGUGUCCUGCUACCCCAACCUUACCUACACGUGGAAGAGAGACAAUGAGAUCUACGGUGAUGCCCAGCAGAUUCAAUUCUCUCUCUCACCAGCAGAGGGAGACAUCAAUGUAAAGUGCCAUGCCUCCAACCUAGUCAGUUGGAAAACUGCCUCUACGACAGUAAAGUGUAGUAAUGACACAACCACCCCAGGACAGGCAUGGUAUUCCAUCUACAUCGGAGUAUCAGUAGGAGGAGCUGUGGUGCUGAUCCUCACUGUAGCUGUGGCAGUGUGCUACUGCAGGAAACACCGUAACAAAGCAGAUCUAACUGACAACACAAUAUAUGCUGAUGUUAUGGACAACACAAGAAGUAGAGAUACAAGAUCAAACAGUCAUGUAAACCCAAUAUCCAUCUAUGAAACUGUCAAUGAUCUGGUUAUCCCAAGAUUGAACAAGCCGCAGACUCUGUAUGAUAAGAUCACGUUUGGACGCCGGGAAGCCCACCCUUCUCCUUUCCAGGAAGUAUUGUGAGCUGAACAGGAUGUGGUCACAGGCUGUGCCUUCCAUAGAUAUAGAACCCUCUGCAUCCUCUGCAUCUGUACAUUCUGAAGAUAGGCCUAGAUGUUACUGUUUAAUUUCACGCCCUACACUAUUUGUUUACUUUUUCAUGAUUGUAAUCUUCCCCCUUUGUUGAUCUCAUAUAUACAUUGUAUAUAUUUACAAGUAUGUGGACACCUAUUCAAAUUUGUGGAUUCAGCUAUUUCAGCCAAUCUCCACAGACAAACAUUGGCAGUAGAAUGGCAGCACUGAAGAGCUCAAUGACUUUAAUCAUGGCACCGUCAAGUUUUGUGGCUGUUUUUCAUGGUUCACGCUAGGCCCCUAAGUUUCAGUGAAGGGAAAUCUUAACACUACAGAAUACAAUGACAUGCUAAACGAUUCUAUACUUCCAACUUUGUGGCAACAGUUUGGGGAAAGCCCUUUUCUGUUUCAGCAUGACCAUGCCGUCAUGCACAAAGGGAGGUGCAUACAGAAAUGGCUUGUUGAAAUCAGUGUGGAAGAACUUGCCUGGCCUGCACAGAGCCCUGACCUCAACCCUAGUGAACACCGUUGGGAUGAAUUGGAACGCUGACUGCGAGCCAGGCCUAACUGCCCAACAUCAGUGCCCAACCUCAUUAAUGCUCGUGGCUCAAUGGAAGCAAGUCCGCAGCAGGUGUCCACAUACCUUUGGCCAUGUCAUAUGUAUACAGUACCAGUCAUAGUUUGGACACAUCUACUCAUUCCAGGGUUUUUCUCUAUUUUUACUA
Messenger RNA from Oncorhynchus kisutch (coho salmon), 2014 nucleotides. Its product is annotated as natural killer cell receptor 2B4. The coding region runs from base 438 to 1241 and encodes 267 amino acids. The transcript is spliced from 7 exons. Lineage: Eukaryota; Metazoa; Chordata; Actinopteri; Salmoniformes; Salmonidae. The record is from RefSeq and is a predicted model, not a curated record. Gene Ontology annotation, cellular component: membrane.